Messenger RNA from Cuculus canorus (common cuckoo), 1965 nucleotides. RefSeq names its product carnitine O-acetyltransferase-like. The record is from RefSeq and is a predicted model, not a curated record. Gene Ontology annotation, cellular component: peroxisome. The coding region runs from base 69 to 1892 and encodes 607 amino acids. Gene Ontology annotation, biological process: carnitine metabolic process, CoA-linked. The transcript is spliced from 14 exons. Lineage: Eukaryota; Metazoa; Chordata; Aves; Cuculiformes; Cuculidae. Gene Ontology annotation, molecular function: carnitine O-acetyltransferase activity.
GCCGGGGCCGGGGGGGGUUCCCAUUCAUCCAUUCAGUGUUUCGGGGGUCGCGGCCGCUCGGGGGUCUCAUGGGGCGCUCCCCGUGGGUUUGGGGGCGCCGCCGGGCCCCCCCCGCCCCCCCCUCGGGGGGGCGGGGGGCUCCCCCCCCUCUGCCGGCGCUGGGGGCGACGCUGGGGCGGUUACUGGGAGCACUGGAAGCACUGGUGGCGCCGAGCGACCGCGACCGAGCGCAGCGCCUGGUGCGGGAUUUCGGGGCGCCGGGGGGGGCCGGACCCCGACUGCAGGAGCGGCUGCGGCGACAGCCCCCCGCCCCCCCCCGCCUGCCGGAGUGGCCGUGGGACUCCAGUGAGCGGCUGCCGCUCCCAGUACACACCAGUGUGGGACUGGUGCUGCCUCGGCAGGACUGGGAGGACUGGAGGGGGCAACUGGGGUUCGCUGCUCGGUUCGUUGCGGGCGUUCUCGAUUUCCGUCAGGAGCUGCAAAGGCGGGACCCCCCCGAGCCGUGGCUGCAGGCGGCGUUCGGGGGGUGCCGCGUGCCGGGUCCCCACCGCGAUGAGGUGCUGCGACUGCCCCCCAGCGCGCAGCCCCCCCCCCGCAUCACCGUCAGCCGCAACGGGCAGUUCUUCCAGGUGGAGGCGAGUGAGGCCUCGGGGUCCCCCCGGCAGCUUUUGGGGUCACUGAUGGAGCUGCGGUCGCGGUCGGGGCGUGGGGGGACCCCCCCCGUGGGGCUCCUGACGGGGCAGCACCGCCGAGCCUGGGGCCGCGCCUACGGCGUCCUCAUGCGGGACCGCCUGAACCGCUCCUCGCUGGGCCGCAUCCAGCGCAGCCUCCUGGCGCUCAGCCUGGACUCGGCCGUCAUGGCCGCCGGGCGGAGCCCUGGGGGCGGAGCCGCGCAGAUCCUCCAUGGCGGCGGCGCCGGCGCCAACAGCGGAAACCGCUGGUUCGACAAAACCCUGCAGGUGGUGGUGGGGGAGGAUGGGACGUGCGGCGUCGUUUACGAUCCGGCGGUGAUGGACGGCGCCGUCGUGGCCGCCAUGGUGGACCACGCCCUCGACUUCUGCCGCCGCCCCGGCCCCGCCCUGCGGCCGCCAUCUUCCUUCCCCUCCCCCGAGCGGCUCCGCUUCAGCCUCAGCCCCGAAAUCGGCCCCGAAAUCGAGAGGGCGAAGCGGCACCUCGACAGUUUGGCCGCGGACACUUCGGUGCUGUGUUUCUCCCACGAGGGUUUUGGGGCGACGCCGCGGGCGCGGGAGCUCCUGCAGGUGGCGCUGCAGGCGGCCUUCCACAGCGCUCACGGCCGCCUGUGUGCUUCGUGUGAGCCGACGGCGCUGGGCCGAGCGCUGCCGGGAGGCGCCGAUCUCCUGCGGCCGCCGGAGGGGCUCUGCGCCGCCCUCGCCACCGCCCUGCGCCACGCCCCGCCCCCCGGGGGGGCACUUCCGGAGGAGCUGCAGAUGUCGCUGCUGCGAGAGGCGGUCGAGGAGCAGGCGCGGCGCCGACGGGAGGUGGAGGCGGGUCUGGGGGCGGAGCGCCACCUGUGGGCGCUGCGGGAGGCGGCGUUGGGGGCGGGGGAACCUCUGCCCGACCUCUUCCUCGACCCCUCCUACGCCAUCGCCUCACACUUCCGCCUCUGCACCCUCCAGGUGCGCUCCCGCUCGGGCUCUUGGCUGCUGCGGGGGCCGUUGGUGCCGGACGGUUACGGAGUUGGGGUGACCCACGUGACCCCCCCAGAGGGCCCCCCCGAAGGUGAGGACCCCCCCCCGGGUGUUGGGGGGCUUCGCAUCGCCAUCACCUCCUUCAACUGCUGCCACGAAACGCACGCGGAGCGUUUUGGGGGGGCCCUCAAGGGGGUCCUCGAUCUCCUGGGGGGGCUCCUGCGGCGCCACGGGCCCCUCUGAGACCCCCCCCCAAAAAAGAACCCCCCCAAAAAAGACCCCCCCGGUUCUCCUCCUCCAAAGCUCCUUCUCACAA